Molecule: messenger RNA, 625 nt
Organism: Chenopodium quinoa (quinoa)
Lineage: Eukaryota; Viridiplantae; Streptophyta; Magnoliopsida; Caryophyllales; Amaranthaceae
Exons: 2
Coding region: 249-500 (83 amino acids)
Source: RefSeq, a predicted model, not a curated record
AUGAGCUUCCUCACCGUUUCGUAACUACGGAGUACGAAGUAGUAUUUUGGUAGGGGUAGAGAACCGCCAAUAAUACAUGUGUGAGUGUGACUAAAGACACCCGUCAACCUAAACGAAAACCAAAAAAUCAAACUGAAAGAAACCAGUGCUCCGCCACUUCACAUUUCCUCGCCGGGAAAAGUUUCCGGGUUACCGGAAUCCGGAAAAUCUCCCGAUUAAUUUUCACAGCAAAAAAUUACUUGAAUUCAAUGAAAGCAGUGCGUUCACAGAGAUGGGGUUAUGUUCGUAUAAUCACCGGCACCAUUGUUGGCGGCAUUCUAGGGUUUUACGUUAUGCAUCGUGCUGAAAUCAGCUACAAGGCGAAAUGGGAAGAGAGAUUGAAGAAGUAUGAAGAAGAGAAGAUGAGGAGAGAGAAAAUGGAGUUUCAAGCUGAUGAUACUAUUUAUUUUUCUGAUAAUCUUUCAUCUAAUCAAAGUGGUAAUGAACAAAAUGAGAUUUGAAUUAGUUACUCAAAGAAAAUUAUGUUGAAUCUGUAUUUUUGUUUUUGUUUUUGUUUUGGGAUUGAAAUUGUAUUAUUGUCGAAUGAUUCGAGAUAGUAAUAGUACAUAAGAUUUUGAUUGUUGAA